AUGAAGCUCCUCAGUCUCUUCUCCCUCAUCGCCUUUUCCAGCGCUGCGCCCCUGGCCGAGAUCACAAAGAGAGACGAAGAAGCUACCUGUGGUACGGCGCACUACUCUCCUGCGGCUGUUGACAAGGCGUCUGCCGCUGCGUGCUCGUAUGUGCAGACGGGGGAGACGGCGGGCGGCUCGACGUAUCCGCACCGGUAUAGGAACUUUGAGGGGUUUCGCUUCAAUGGGCUUGAGGAGCCGUUUUAUGAGUUUCCCAUUUUAUCUUCGGGGAAGACUUACGCUGGCGGGCGUCCUGGACCGGAUCGUGUUGUGAUUGACGGCCAGUGUGAGAUUGCUGGUGUUAUUACUCAUACUGGUGCGAAUGGGAAUGAGUUUGUUGCGUGUGAGGGGACUUCCAGGUGA
Trichoderma citrinoviride is the source of this 402-nucleotide messenger RNA. RefSeq names its product guanyl-specific ribonuclease Th1. The coding region runs from base 1 to 402 and encodes 133 amino acids. Lineage: Eukaryota; Fungi; Ascomycota; Sordariomycetes; Hypocreales; Hypocreaceae. The transcript is spliced from 2 exons. The record is from RefSeq and is a predicted model, not a curated record. Gene Ontology annotation, molecular function: RNA binding; RNA nuclease activity.